Messenger RNA from Pelobates cultripes (western spadefoot toad), 1131 nucleotides. Lineage: Eukaryota; Metazoa; Chordata; Amphibia; Anura; Pelobatidae. The record is from the annotation of a GenBank genome assembly.
AUGAUGUUGGCUCAGUAGAUGAUGCUCUCUUGGUACAUUACAUUGGUUUGGUAGAUGAUGCUGGCUCCGUAGAUGAUGCUCUUUUCAUACAUUACAUUGGUUUGGUAGAUAAUGCUGUCUUGGUACAUUACAUUGGUUUGGCAGAUGAUGCUCUCUUGGUACAUUACAUUGGUUUGGUAGAUGAUGCUGGCUCGGUGCAUGAUGCUCUCUUGGUACAUUACAUUGGUUUGGUAGAUGAUUCUGGUUCAGUAGAUGAUGCUCUCUUGGUACAUUACAUUGGUUUGGCAGAUGAUGCUCUCUUGGUACAUUACAUUGGUUUGGUAGAUGAUACUUGCUCAGUAGAUAACGCUGACCCAAAAGAUGAUUCUGGCUUGGUAGAUAAGGUUGGUUUGGUGGAUGAUGUUGGCUCAGUAGAUGAUGCUCUCUUGGUACAUUACAUUGGUUUGAUAGAUGAUGCUGGCUCCGUAGAUGAUGCUCUUUUCAUACAUUACAUUGGUUUGGUAGAUGAUGAUGGCUCAGUAGAUAAUGCUGUCUUGGUACAUUACAUUGGUUUGGCAGAUGAUGCUCUCUUGGUACAUUACAUUGGUUUGGUAGAUGAUCCUGGCUCAGUGCAUGAUGCUCUCUUGGUACAUUACAUUUGUUUGGUAGAUGAUUCUGGCUCAGUAGAUGAUGCUCUCUUGGUACAUUACAUUGGUUUGGCAGAUGAUGCUCUCUUGGUACAUUACAUUGGUUUGGUAGAUGAUACUUGCUCAGUAGAUAACGCUGACCCAAAAGAUGAUUCUGGCUUGGUAGAUAAGGUUGGUUUGGUGGAUGAUAUCCUCUUGGUAGACGAUAUUGGCGGAAGAUGAGGCUGGCUCCGUAGAUGAUGCUCUCUUGGUACAUUACAUUGGUUUGGUAGAUGAUGCUGGCUCUGUAGAUGAUGCUCUCUUGGUACAUUACAUUGGUUUGGUAGAAGAUGCUUACUCAUUAGAUGAUGCUGGCCCGAUAGAUUAUUUUGUCUUGGUAGAUUAUGUUGGUUUGGUGGAUAAUGUCCUCUUGAUAGAUGACAUUUGCUGGAAAGAUGAGGCUGGCCCAGUAGAUGAUGCUGGUUCAGUAGAUGACACUGGCUUGGUAGACAUCAAUCACAGCUAG